AUGGUGUCAGCCUCCGCCGCAGUGGCCCUCGUCGUGCUAGUAGCUAGCGCACUGCUGAUGCUGGGCGAGCGCAUGGACUUGCCCCCGCUGCAUGAGCUACAGCGUCAGUGGGCGAUCAACAGUGGCUACGACCUGAUGGAUCUUUCAUCUCCCGUGCUGUAUGGGAAGCCGCUUCAGGCACUCGCCUACAUCUCCCGCCUCCCCGUCCUCGGCCGAAUCUUGUGCAAUCAUUUAGCUAAAGAUAACAAGAUUCUGGAAGUUCGAAAAUUCGCAGCAUCCAUCCCAGACUUGCCACUGUAUUACCCGUAUAUCGAGCCCAAUGAAACUGACGUGAGCCGGCUGAUUGGAGGGGAAAAGCCACAAUCGCUGGAAGAGUUCUGUAAGAAAGGUGCACGAAGUACGAACGCCGACGUCUCCUUCAGGCACUGGACCAUCGCCGACUACACGUCUCGCUAUACCUUAGGCGAAGUGACUCCUGUGCAGGUGGUGAAAGCUAUACUGGUUGCAGUAGAGAAGAACAAAGAGAGUGAGUUCCCACUCAAUUUGUUCGUGGAAAAGCGCGAUGAAGACAUUUUGGCACAAGCAAGAGCCUCAGCUGAGCGAUAUGCACGAGGACAGCCCCUUGGUGUGCUGGAUGGAGUGCCAGUGGCCAUCAAAGACGAAGUGCACGUGAAAGGCCACCGCGUGUUUAAAGGUACGUCGUUCAUGGGAUAUGAAGAGGAAGUAGCAACGGAAGAUGACCUAUCAGUUGCGAGGCUCCGUGCGGCUGGAGCUAUUAUUCUUGGAACCACUAACAUGCACGAGCUCGGAUCGGGGGUCACGGGCUACAACAUGCAUUAUGGCGCAGUGCGUAACCCGUAUAACCCAAAAUGCUACACCGGUGGAUCUUCUAGUGGUUCUGCUGCAGCGGUGGCAUCGGGGCUCGUGCCGCUGGCGCUUGGUUUGGAUGGAGGCGGUUCCAUUCGCAUCCCUUCUUCGUUGUGUGGCGUAGUUGGCAUCAAACCAACGUUCGAGCGUAUUCCUCUAGCGGCAGCAGGUUGUCCAUCUGUUGCUCAUGUUGGUCCCAUCGCAGGCUCUGUUCGUGACGCUGCCAUCGGCUACGCGAUCAUGAGUGGCGGCGAUACGACUGUCUUUUCUCGUGGCAUAACGCAGCCACCUGUGGACGUGCACUCAUUCGAUCAUACGUCUUCUCUCAAGGGUGUUCGCAUCGGGUACUUCCGCGACUACACGAACCACUCAUCAACUGAAAUUGCCGAAGCUGUUAACAAGGCUCUUGAAGCUCUCGAAGGCCGCGGAGCUACGCUGGUGGAGACACCACUUUACCACCUGACGCCCAUCAACGUUGCACACAGCAUCACGAUCAUGACCGAAUUUGCUCAAAAUCUAGACAAGUAUUAUGAGCGCUUCGGGGAAUUGUCUCCGGAAGUACAGCUCAUAUUAGCCUUCGGCCGGAGCCUCACCGCCAUGGACUUUCUUGCCGCUCAGCGUGUUCGUGCGUUCGCACUGCGCCAGUUCCAGGAAAAUGUGCUCAGCAAAGUGGACGCGUUCGUGACGCCUUCGACCGGUGUGACGGCGCCUGAGGUCCCGACCGAGGCGUAUGCAGCUGGUGAGCUCAACGCACAGCAACUUGGAGAUAUCUUUCGCUUCAGCUUGUAUGGCAACCUCAUCGGCGUGCCAGGAGUAGCUGUUCCAAUCGGAUACGACCGCCGCGGUCUGCCCAUUUCCAUUCAGUUUCAAACAGGCCACUGGCAGGAAGAUAUCAUGUUGCGACUCGCCCAUGCCACAGAAGAGCUGUACGCUUCGACCCAGAAACGACCGCAAAUCUAUUUCUCCAUCCUUGAUGAUGCAGCGAAGCAGUCCGACAAGUGA
This is a messenger RNA of Hyaloperonospora brassicae, 1869 nucleotides long. The record is from the annotation of a GenBank genome assembly. NCBI's taxonomy places the organism in Eukaryota, Oomycota, Peronosporomycetes, Peronosporales, Peronosporaceae.